CCAGCCCAAGUCUGAGCAGGCAGUAGCCAGAGUUACCCCAAGAGUGUCCAGGGACUUGGUCCUCUGACCAAAGUGCCCCCAGAGUAAUAGAGAAGUAGAGCAGGCUGAGGGGACCAAACCCCAGGAUUGGAACUUCCGGUUCAGGAGAGCCCUGGCAGGGAGAGGGGACCAUUGAAGUCCUUGCCAUAAGCCCAGAUAGGGGAGGGAGGGGAACAAAGACGCAGUGAAAAAUAAGAGAGGCAGAGGAGAAAGGGGAGGUCAGGGCAACCUUGAGAGGUAGUGAGCUUCCCGUCAAGGGAGGCAUUUAAAAGUGCCAAACCAUCAUUGAUAACUCAAGAUCCUUCCAGAGAAGUGAAAUCGAUGUCCAUUACACAGAAGAAAUUGAGGCUGGCAUUCACUUUGAGUUGGGAUCAGGUUGUGAUUUUAGGGGGUGAGGAAGACUCAGAAGACACUGAUUUCUGGAUUAGAAUGAGUGCCAGGGCCACGCGGCCCCGAAGCCGGCGAGGGAGGCAUGCUUUGCCCGGUGAGCUGGACCCUGUGGCAGAGAGUUCAGAGGAGGCCGAGGCAGCCAGUGGGAGCUCUCAGAUGGGCCCUGUGCCAUCUCAGGAUAGCUGUAAGCCGGAGCUGCUGGGCCAUGAGGUGGAGGCCAAAGCAAAGAGCCUGGAGAGCAGGCCUGACAAAGAAGUUGAUGGGGACUCUCACGUGGGGCCAGCUCUAGCUCCAGAGAGGCCCCAUGAGCCUGCAGAGGAAGCUCGUCAUGCCUCAGAGGCAGCCCCACAGGAAAGGGAGACCAGCCCCUCUGAACCUGGAGCCCCCGAUGUGUUUCAGACUCUACAGCAUGCUCUGAGCUCUCUGGAAGUGGCUGCUGCUGCCUGGCGCCACAGGCCGCCAAGCUGUGCUUGGCCAAUGGAGGCAAAGGACAGAAGCGAGGGGGGACCGAUGCCAGGCUUGGAGCAGGAGGGGGCUGGGAGCUGCCAGCGGGAGGCAGCCCGAUUGGCUGAAAGGAACACCUGGCUGCGUUUGGCCCUGGGCAGCCGCGAGGACGAGCUGAUCCGCACCCAGUCCUCCCUGAAGGCCUUCCAGGCUGAGAAGGAGAGGCUGCAGAGAGAGGUCCAGGAGCUGCAGGAUUCCCUGCUGAGGCUGGAGCCCUUCUCAUCGCCCUCUGGUGACCAAGCAGGUGGCUCUAGAAGUGGUUCGAGCAGCUCUGGGGCUGACAGGGAGACCUGGGACACUCAGGAUCCUUUCUCCCCAGCUCAUCCCCUGCUUCGGCGCCUCCAGAGUGAUUCCAGCACCCAGAUGCUUGAACCGCUUGCCCCUGAGAUGCACAUCGUGGAAGCCCAGAUGCAGCAGCUGCGAGGGAACAUUGAAAAGCUCAAAUGCUUCAACCGUCUGCUGUCGGCUGUGCUCCAGGAGUACAAGGGCCGGUGUGAGGGCCUCAGCAUGCAGCUGGGCCAGCUGGAGGCUGAGGCCACUGCGCUGCAUCUAGCCUUGCAGUAUAGUGAACACUGUGAGGAGGCGUAUGGAGCCCUGCUCACUCUCCGGGAGGCAGAUUCCAGAGCAGGAGAGAAAGCCCUCACGAGUGACUUGGAGGCAGCUGAAAAGGAAGCUCAGAGGCUGCUGAUGCAAGAGAAGGCUGCCAUGGAUGGAGGGACACUUCAGGCUCCACAUCCAAGCCGCGAGGGCAACAGUGUGGAUAAGCCCACACUGCAGGAGGUGGCUACCCAGCUCCAGGGCUAUGUUCAGCGUCUCCAGGAACGCCGUACUCUUCUGAAGAUUCCUCCAGAACCUGGCCCUACCUCGGCACCCACUGUGCCCCAUGCUGAAGCCAUGGUGCAGGCCAUUCUGGGGACACAGCCUGGCCCAUCGCUGCCCCGGCUAGAGAAGACGCAGAUCCAGCAGGAACUGGCAGCCACACGGGAGACCCUGGCUGACCUGACGCUGCGACUACAGCUGGUGCGUCGGGAGAAGCGGGCUCUGGAGCUGCGAGAGGCUGCCCUCCGAGCACAGGUCCCAGCCCAUGUACUCCUGCUGGAGCAGCUGCGCUGGGAGCGGGCACAGCUCCAGACAGGUGAGGCCAACAGCAGCGAUGAAGACAGCAGUGGAGGCGCGACCAGCGGAGAGGAGGAGUGGUCCCAGAGCCUGCCUGCUGUCCCCAGUGGCAGCAGGGGUAUUGAUGGAGGCCAGAUGGGCAAAGUGCAGGACCCGGAGGAGCUGGCCCAGGAACUGUCAGCGUCACUUACCAGGGCUCUGGGCCUGAGGGAGCAGCUGCAGACCCUGUGGGAAGAGCUGGAAGAGGUGGCUCAGAAGGGGCGAGCCAGACGGGCUCAGAGUACUGAGCUGAAUAGUGAUUUAUGCCAAGCUCACAGUGUCCUGGUCCUGGCCUUCCGGGGUGCCCACCGGAAGCAGGAAGAACAACGGCGGAAGCUGGAGCAGCAGGUGGCACUAAUGGAGGCCCGACAGGCAGAGGAGCUGGCAGCACUAGAAGCCACAGCAAGAGCCCUGGGGAGGGCCAGACGUCCCUGUCACCCUCCCCGGCCAGGGGAGACCUUUCUGUAAGCCUUGCUCUGUCCGUGCCUGGACAUGCCAAAUAGUUGUGGCAGGUCAUGCUAUAAACUGUCCCGGAGUGAUAUUA
This is a messenger RNA of Phacochoerus africanus (Common warthog), 2632 nucleotides long. It is a transcript of the gene USHBP1, whose product is annotated as USH1 protein network component harmonin binding protein 1. The transcript has 12 exons. Bases 361 to 2556 code for a protein of 731 amino acids. The record is from RefSeq and is a predicted model, not a curated record. Lineage: Eukaryota; Metazoa; Chordata; Mammalia; Artiodactyla; Suidae.